This is a messenger RNA of Pangasianodon hypophthalmus (striped catfish), 1302 nucleotides long. RefSeq names its product B-cell receptor CD22-like. The coding region runs from base 1 to 1302 and encodes 433 amino acids. The transcript is spliced from 5 exons. The record is from RefSeq and is a predicted model, not a curated record. NCBI's taxonomy places the organism in Eukaryota, Metazoa, Chordata, Actinopteri, Siluriformes, Pangasiidae.
AUGAAGACCCAUUACGACCAGAAACGUAUUGUGUGCAGUUUUCAACCAGGUGAUGCUGUGUUGGUGCUACUCACUCUUCCUGGCUCUGCCAUGCAGGGAAGAUUCUCUGGUCCAUAUGUGAUUGAGAAAAAGCUAAGUGACAUUGAUUACGCCAUCCGUACACCUGAUCGACAUCGAGCUCUUGGGAAUAAAUGGAGUGUGAAAUACAGCCAACUAAAUCUCUGUGCUAUAAAAGGAUCUACAGUGUUUAUGAACGGCACUUACACACACCCAACAGGUCUUACAGUGGAGAACAGUUUUUGGUUAAUAAACCCAGUUAAGGGUAAAGAGCCGACUGAUCUGUGUAAGGAAUCAGGUUACUCAGACAGAGUGAAGUAUUUAGGAGAUGAGCAGAAACACUUCUCCCUCAGACUGAGUGACGUGAAGAAAACAGAUGAACACAAGUACUACUUCAGAAUCAGAACAAACAAAGAAACAGAAAGAUGGAUGGGUGAACCCGGAGUUACACUCACUGUUACAGAUCUUCAGGUGAUCGCUCCUGCAGAAGUGACAGAGGGACAAUCAGCCGUUCUGACCUGUAAAACCACCUGCAAUCUGACUGAUCCCACAUUCAUCUGGUACAAAAACAGACGUGGUUUAACCACAAAGACCACCAAGAGCAAUGAAGUCCACCUGCAGCGGGUCAGCAGUGAGGAUGCAGGCAGUUAUAGCUGUGCUGUAAGAGGAUAUGAACAUCUCCCCUCUCCUGCUCAAACCCUCAGCGUCAGAUAUCCUCCAAAGAACGUCUCAGUGUCCAUCAGCUCCUCUGGUGAGAUAGUGGAGGGCAGUUCAGUGACUCUGACCUGCAGCAGUGAUGCUAACCCACCUGUUGAGAUUUACACCUGGUUUAAGGGGAAGACAUCAGUAGGAAAAGGAAAGGCCUACAUCAUCUCCAAGAUCAGAACUGAGGACAGUGGAGAGUACAAGUGCAAGUGCAGUAAUGAAGUCGGACAUCAGGACUCCAUCGGUGUAACUCUGAAUGUUCUGUAUCCUCCAAAGAAUGUCUCAGUGUCCAUCAACUCCUCUGGUGAGAUAGUGGAGGGCAUUUCAGUGACUCUGACCUGCAGCAGUGAUGCUAACCCACCUGUGGAGAACUACACCUGGUUUAAGGAGAAAGAAUCAUCACCUGUAGGAUCUGGACAGAGUUUCAGAGCUCUACAGAGUGGACAGUACUACUGCGAGGCUCAGAAUAAACACGGCUCUGAGAGAUCAGCUGCAGUGUCCGUCACUUUAAACGGUGAGAGCGAUGAUGUAAAUCGAUAA